Molecule: messenger RNA, 5922 nt
Organism: Oreochromis niloticus (Nile tilapia)
Lineage: Eukaryota; Metazoa; Chordata; Actinopteri; Cichliformes; Cichlidae
Exons: 4
Coding region: 4178-4789 (203 amino acids)
Molecular function (GO): protein binding
Source: RefSeq, a predicted model, not a curated record
AGCAGCACCAACUGAGCAGCACUCAUGCAAUUGUUUUGCCCCCCUGAGCUCCAGGUGUUGUGCCAGAAAGUGAUUGCCGUCUGCGGGAGCGCGCGGAGCUGCUUAAAACUGUAGCGCCCAGAUUACUUACAGUUACUUCCGUGCAACUGAUAUAAGAUGCGGUAAGCUGAAGACACCCCCAAAUCAUGACAGAGCCUCCACCAUGUUUUACAGAUGGCUGAUACUUACUACUAAACCUCUCUCCUGACCUCCUCUGUACACAAUAGUGACGACUUGCACAAAAAUUACAAAUUUGGGUUCAUCACUCCAUAAGACCUGCUGCUGUUGAUUUUCAGUCCAGUUUUUGUGUAUUUUUGUAUACCUCAGUCUUCUCUCCCUUCUUGACUUUCAUUGUUCAUCUGCUUUAGAUAGAUUUUUUUAGGCCUGCCAAUUUCCUCAGAUGUUUUAAGGUAGCAGGAUGACUGUUAGGAGGCAGAACUUCCUGACUGGAAGGUUGGUGGUCUGAUCUUUGGCAGUCUGCAUGCCAAACUGUGGCCAAAGUUGCUCUUUGAUGCGUUCAUUGGUGUAUAAAUGUGAGCAACCAGUCCAUUUACCGUUUACUGCACACCAUGGCAAAAUAUUCCAUGUUUUUGCAUAAUAGCUGUUUGUUAGUGUAAAAAACAUAUUUUAUGCCUAUCAAACUGUGUUAUCAAUUGUCUGUGUCAGAGAUUCAAUUAAAGAAAAAAUGGGGGGGGAAAGUACAAUUCAAUUUAAGAUCCUGUCAGACAGAAGGACCGGGCUGAAAAUAAAUGAAAUGAACCUUAAAAGCCUGCAGAAAUAUUUCCCAUGACUAACCUUCUACAAAUUAGAAGAAAGUCUGGGUUCUUGGAAGUAAAAUACAAAGAAUUCAAUACAAUACUGCACAGCCAAUCUUUCAACCACAACAACAAUCUUUCAACCGCAACCAUAUUUUUGAACUCUGGGAAGAAAUGGAGUAUUCAGAGGGAAACGAAAGACUUAAUAAAAUAGAAAGAAAGCAAAAGGAAACUGCUUCUCUAUGUAGAAUUGUGUAUUCUCUGUGGGAAAUUCUACAGUGACGCAGUAAAAAAUAGUAAAACCCCAUCUUCAGAUGUCUGGAACACAGUAUUACAGUUUUGCAUUUACUGUAGGGCAAUACUAAUAACUACUAAUGAAACAAAGUACGAGUUUUUGUUAGUCGUUUAACUUUUUCUUUCUUUUUUGGGGAUGGUCUCAGUUUUGUGCAUUAUUGAUUUAUGGCCACUAGAUGGCUGUAAGUCAUCAUAAAUCCUCCUGAGACCCAUAAGAAUAAAAUGUUGUGAUAUUUAGAUUUGACAUUCACAUGUUACAGCAAAUGUUGGAACUGGAAGGAGAGUCUUACUUAGUCAGUUUCAUACUUUGUGCUGUCAGGAGAUGCAGGUGGAGUGGGGUCUGAUCUUACAGCAAGAAGGUGAAAGUUCAGAGAAGGACAUGUAAGCUUUUGACGGCAAAAUAAUGACACAAAGUCUAUUACCGGUACUUGUAAGCUAGGGCAAUGAAGUUGUGGGCUCAGCAGAUUUAAGUUGUCUUGCUGUAUUCAGUUAAGAGAGCUCUUCAAGAUGUCUCUUAUCAGUAACACCAAGAUCAUUUGCUGUUUUGAUGGACUGCCUAAUCUAGAAGAAUCUUAUUAGUUUCUAUUAGCUGCAAACAGGAAACAGUAAAUUCAAAUCCUGUGUUAUCUGAGUCAUGCCGUGAAGAAUGCUGAAGAAUGUUUUUGCCUUUCAUGUAUUGUUUAAACUGAAUUCAACUGAUAAAGACAAGACACAUAGACUUUAAUGCUUUUUUUCUCAUAAAUGUAAUUCAUUACAGAAGUGAAACUUUAACUGUGUGUGUGUGUUUUCUAGAAAUCAGAAUGCCUAAAAAUUUAAAAUCCAAUGUGGCAGUUGAGAAACCACACCACACAACUUCAAAGCGCUUGCACAAUACUUCUGGAGUACCAUCAUUUUACCUUGGCUCAGACUCCUCAAAGGCUGGUAUGUCUUCCUCUGAGCUUUCACCUUCCUGUUUUAAUGGCUGGCCUUGCUCCACCUCAUCUCCUGACAGCUUUAAGUCAGACUCUCCUUCCACAGUUCUGAGUAAAACCCUUUUCUCCCUCGUCCUGCCCUUUGCUUCCUGAAAUAUUGAAAUAGGUUCAAAAUGUGAGGCAGUAAGACCUGCUGUCCACUACAAAGGGCACUGGAAAACACUUUUGUUUUAGAAGGCAUAAAAUUGCUAUACAUUUCUAAAAUCUCACUAAAUCAAAGAUGCUCAAAUAGAAGAAACAAACAAAAAAAAGAUCACUUUGCCUCCUUUGUGGCCAUAAAAAGUGGAAGCUGCAAUUCUUGUACAAGAAAAUCCAUGCACUCUGUUAGCCCAGCCCCCACAAACAUGGCAUUGAUAAGAUCAGAAUGUCAUAUAGAUGCAUAAAUUGUGGUUGAUGUCGUCCACAGAGGACAAAAAUGAAUCGCUGGGUCUUAGUAGUUAAAACAUCAGAGGAACUGUCCAGCUUUACAUCAUUGUUAUAAAUAUAUCAUCACCCUAUAAGAGGCGUGCUGUACUAUUACACCUGCUAUACUAUUCUUCUCUGAUGAUUUUAUGAUGUGCAUUAUGUCAUAGCUUUUAGCAAAAAAUUUUCUAUGACUGUUUCCAUAAUGUUAUUUUGAAGUUACAUGUUGGUGUCAUUACUUCCCACGCUUCCGUCCGCAUGUGUCUAAAAAUUGGACCAAUGGUCAAUUUGAAACAUUUGUAACGUAUGGGGUUGUAUGUGCCUCAGAAGUUGUACUGUGAUUUAUCAUGAGUUGCGCACUUUGUUUUGGCUUAUGUUUUGGAAAAUAGUGAAUCAUCAAAAAUGCAGAAGUAAGCUAGUUGCCUUGCAGAAAGAAUCAUUGCUUUCAUGUUAUUGUAUUCAUCACACGCUGCGAGACAGUAGGGGUUUCUCACUGUCCUUUAAACAUGCACAUGACUCGAUUCUGCUGACUCCUAAAAAAACACAAUUGCUCAUCGGCUUUUCCCAUCUUAUCAAAAGAAAAAAAACCAUCCAAAGCUCUUGUUCCUUUUUUGCUCCUCAUUAUUUCAUUGAACUAAAAUGUAUCCAUGUAACAAGUCUGGGCAUGUUGUUUACAAGUGUGUUACUUGACCAUUCCCAGUCAUAUACGACACCGCAGGCAUCACUUUUUCUGAGUGAUUGAGUAUGAUGACACAUACCUGAACCAAAGCCCAUCCUGUUUUUGCUGCCAUGAAACUUUCCCCUGUCAAAGUACAAACGGAGAAAGUGAAACCACAUUUACUGACCACAAGCAGAAUUUAGUUGCAGGUGGGAAUUUUUUUUAGAAGCGCAAAUAGUAAACAGCUCAUCACAACAUUUUUAGAGUUCCACUGCUAAGUUUUGCGGUGCAUUCUGUUAUAAGAUCAGACUUAAGAUAAGAUGUUGAUAAGAGCUUGAAGUACCGGCUGACUUGACUUGAUAUGAAUGAAUUAGCUGAACUAUUCAGUCAACAAUAUGUGGUUGAACUAUGUUGCGAAAGUUCUUUCUUUUAUAUGAAGUUUACUAUUUUUUAUCUCUGGUUAUGAUGCUUGUAUCAGUUCCAAACAAAUAUUUUUAAGGACAAACUGUAACAGAGGCAUAUUGUCAUGUUGUUACACAUCUUUACCCUUCCAUUUUAAUAUUAGUGGAGAAAUACACAGAAAUAAAUCAGUAAAGUAAUGAUUUUCAGUGUUGUAAUAAACAUGAAAAUAUCCUAAAAUUUUCACUUUAACAGUCUCUUCAUGAAUAAGGAAGUGAAGAACACAUUUCAACAUAUAUUAGUGUCAAAGUUUCACUCCUUCCUUUUCUCCCGGGCUGUCAGUCUUGCUCCUCCUGUCUGUGUAGUUUGUGGUGAGUAGGAGAAAAGGGCCAGUCCCUGUAUGCAGAUAUAAUCUGGCCCUGCUGUGUCUGCCUUCAGUAGCAUACAGGGGAAAGUACCAUUUGGAUACUUCAGAUACUUAGGGCACAGCAGAACACAGACAUUAAAACAUCCUCAUUACAUGUACAGCUCAGGAAGCGAAGUAACGCAUCAGUGCACAGCAGAGGAAACUCAGGACUUGUACAGUCGUCAUUUCUUAACAUCUGUCUUCCUGCGUUCCCCGGGCUAAGAGCGCUCCUAACUCUGCUGUUGGACUGACGAUGCCGGAGCCUACCCAGAAUUUCCUGAUCCGUAUCCUCGUGUUGUGGAACACCGUAAUCACCAUAUUGCUAAUUGUGCUCUUCGUCCUAUACUUCACAGACGGACAUAAAGGCUUGGAAAAUAGUGCUGUAGAAUCAUCCAAAAUUUCCUCCAUGGAAAAGAGAUGGACAACCACCACCCCCCCUAGCCUCGUCUUAAGUAAAGCAAAAAUGAUCAGCUUUAAGUUUGAGGAAGAUGGAAGUGAUAUAACGUGGAGGUCAAGUGAACAAAAAGAAACUGUGAUUUCACAAGUCGGCAAUGGCCUGAGCAUGAACGUGGAUGGAUACUAUUUCCUAAAUCUUCAGGUUACAAUGGUGCCCACACGUUCAGGCUGUUCCACAGUAGAUCAAUCCAUUGUGAGCCUGGUGCACAUACAGGAUGACAAAGAAGACCAAACUCUCCUGGAGGGCUCGAUUAACAAAGAAACAAACAGCACAGGUAUUCUCAGCAAGGUAGUGGAGUGCGGUGCUGGACAGAAACUGAUAGUCAACAUUAAUAAGUCAAUACUCAAAUGUGUUGAUGACGAAAAGCAUAAAACUCACCUGGAUAUCAUCUUCAUGCCACGGCCUUAGAUGUAAGUUCAUUAUUUUCAGCAUAGUGCACGACACCUUUCCAGCUUUGGAACCCACACUGAAGCAAACCUAGUCUGACUCUUGUUGGGUGUACUUGUUCACUUUGGAUGGAUCACACUUUGAUUUUGGCCUGUUGAUCUACAGAUUAGCAAUUUACCUAACGAUUUUUGUAAAAGAUGCGUAAAAAAAGCUGAAUUCAAAAAGAGGUUAAAAGAAAACCUCGUCUCUUUUCACAUUCCGGUCUGCAAAAGAAGAAAGAGCUCGCCUAAAACAGGGUUUAUAACGAUCCAAUGAUGUUCAGUUUUGUAAAGUAGAUAUAGCAAACCGGGUAUUGGUCUCAGGUUGUAUCAUCACUACAAAGUCACACUUGAAAACAGCGCAAUGUAUGUAAUGUAUUGUGUAUUUAAUGGACUAGAAAACCAAAGCUGGAUUGUUUUCAUUGUUCUCAAAUAGCUGUUUUAAAAAGAUACUUUGAAGCGGGUUGUUCAGAAUUGACAGAUCUCACUUGUUGAAACUAUAUUUCUUUGUCAAAGCUUUGUAUGUUUAAACUAUCUAGUAGCUGAUUUCAAGAAUGUAUUGUGCUGAAGUGUCACAUUUAGCAGCAGGAAAUUGCUUUUUAUGUUUGCACAGAUUAUACUUUCUAAUGUCUGAUUCAUUUCUUGUUUUGUUUUGUUAACAUUGUAUGAAUUCUGUAUUUAAGUUUAUUUAUUUAUUUCUAGCAACAAAAAACAUGUGCAGCAUAUGAUUUAGACGCAUAAUGAAUGUAACAAAAAAACCCAUGGCAGGUCGGCUAAUAAUCUAUGAAUGUUUUUUUUCUCAAUGAUAAUGUUUCACAGGGUGUACCAGUCACAAACUGGUAGUGAGUCACUGGAAUCUAUGUAGAGAAUUGACUUUGUUUGUUGAAAGAAUGUAGUUCAUAUUUUGGAAAUCAGAAAAAGAACAAAGGUGUAGUUUUGAUUUACUUGACCAAUAACAUACCUUGAUAUUUCAUUUCUUUAGUCUAAAGUUAAGUGUGAAAUGACUUGAUAAGCUCCAGACAUCCUUGACUACAUGUACUAUACAUUAUGACACGUGAAAACACAAGUCGCGGUGGUUGUUGCGGUAGGUUUCAUGUGUUUGAGAUUUGAAAGAAA